Molecule: messenger RNA, 1618 nt
Organism: Ochotona princeps (American pika)
Lineage: Eukaryota; Metazoa; Chordata; Mammalia; Lagomorpha; Ochotonidae
Gene: ADM
Product: adrenomedullin
Exons: 3
Coding region: 381-947 (188 amino acids)
Biological process (GO): adenylate cyclase-activating G protein-coupled receptor signaling pathway; adrenomedullin receptor signaling pathway; positive regulation of heart rate
Cellular component (GO): extracellular region
Molecular function (GO): adrenomedullin receptor binding; hormone activity
Source: RefSeq, a predicted model, not a curated record
UGGGGGAGGUCCUUGGCGGGGUGCACCCUACAUCCCGGGUGCAGCUCCUAUGCACUUGCAGGCGCGCCAAAUACUCGGUCUCCCUUUUCGCUCUAUCAACCAAGUUCCACGAAGUUGAGCGAAGAAUCUCAGGGAGCCUGGCGCUGUGCAGCUGUCUCCCCCGCUGCAUAGCCUGUCACCCGCCCCCACGGGUGCGAACGCUCCUGGCGCCUCUCUGCGCCCCGAAGAGAUAACCUUCCGAGCCAGGCAGAGCGCGCGCUUAGCCCGCCCGCACCAGGGUCCCUGUCAGCCCAGCGCGCCGUCCGGGUCUUUGCAGCCGGUCUGGGUACUCAUGUUCCGUUCCUCCUUCUUUUUGUCAGGGUGUUAGCAUCGCCGUCGGAAUGAAGUUGGUUUCCAUUGCCCUCUUGUUCCUGGGUUCGCUCGCCUUCCUAGGCGCUGACGCCGCGCGGCUCGACGUGGCGUCGGAGUUCCGAAAGAAGUGGAACAAGUGGGCUCUAAGUCGCGGCAAGAGGGAACUGCCGGAGGCCAGCGGCUACCCGAUCGGGCUCGCUUCCCUGGAGGCUGAGCCUGUCCAGUCCUUCAUUCAGCCCCUGGAUGUGAGAGGUGGCAACCACAGCCCUCAGGCCAGCACUCCGGACGCCGCUCACGUCCGAGUCAAGCGUUACCGCCAAAGUAUGAAAAAUUUCCAAGGCACCCGCAGCUUCGGCUGCCGCUUCGGGACGUGCACGGUGCAGAACCUGGCACACCAGAUCUACCAGUUCACAGACAAGGACAAGGACGACACCGCCCCCCGCAACAAGAUCAGCCCCCAAGGUUACGGCCGCCGGCGCCGGCGCUCCUUGCCCCAGGCCGGCUCGGGUCGGACUCUGGUGUCUUACAAGCCACGGGCGCGCAGGGCUCCAGCCUCCCGGGAGCCACGAGUGCUCGCCACCCUGCUUCGGAUGUAGGCGAUCAGGCUGGGUGGGCAUCCCGCUGGAGCGCCUUCCGGGGCCCGAGGGCUUCGCGAGCCAGAUGGGGACUGGACUGAGACAGCCCUGCACAGACUCCCGGUCCCAGAGGCACCGUCGGGCGGCAAGCCCUGCUCCGCAGCUCCUCCUCCCUUAGGCAGCGCCGCCUUAGCCGGGAGCAGGCCCGAGUGCCCCAAGGGGGCAGCGGAAUCCGAGAGUGUGUGUGCCAGGUUCACGGAGAGGAGCGACUGAGGAUGAAAUAACCGCUCGGGGCAAGGGUCUGAGCCACUGCCCGGCCGGCCCACGGGGCGCGAGCCUCCCGAUUACUUGAACUUUCCAGAAUCUAGAGUGGAAAAGUGCAAUGCGUUGUGUACAUACAGAGGUAACUAUCAAUAUUUAAGUAUGUUGCUGUCAAGAUUUUUUUGUAACUUCAAAUAUAGAGAUAUUUUUGUACGUUAUAUAUUGUAUUAAGGGCAUUUUAAAGCAAUUGUAUUGUCCCCUUUCCCCUUUAUUUUAAGAUGUGAAUGUCUUCGUGAGCUGCAAGAUGGUGAGCGCGCGUGUAUGUGUGUGUAAGCCUGAUUACCUCUUAUGGAAGAAGGAAACAUUUUCAAUAUAAUCUAUUUACAUUAAAUGGGUGAUAUGCGAACAGCAAAGCAAUAAACUGUCUCGAU